AUGUCAGACCUUCGCUCUCCAACAGCCACGGCCACCUCGAUCCACCCGGCUCUGACACCAACCCUCACUACCCAUUCCCUUACUAAGCCCGCAAGCAAUUCACCUGCCAGUCUCCGAUCUCCACCUCCGACCUUGACUUCCAUAAAUGAAGCUGCAUCCCCCGAGCCAGCUGCUGCCCAGCAAUCAUCACAACCAGAUGGAGUGACCGGAACUCCGAGCAUUGGAGAGGCUCUCCAGAAAACGACUUCGCCAACCAUCAACAAUGCUUCAUCAAACGGCCUCCUCUCACCUUCGACAGGUCUGAAACCGGGGACCGACUCGACAUCCUUACCCUCAUCACCCGCGUUCGCGCCCAAACUGGCACACAACUUCCACGGCCAUAAGAAGAACGCCCUGUCGGUGGAGUCAAUCCCAAGACAAACUAUUAUGAAAGCAUUGGCAUCUGCAAAGAGAGAUCACAACCCACAUAACCUGUCUCUAGCCUCUUCUCUGAACGGAAUGGUCGCCUCAAGCAUGGAGAAUAGACCGGCAACGGCUACGUCGCAGAAGCUCUCUGCAGCUCUAUCAGAUCUCGCUGGCCGAAAUGGUGGUUCACCAAACGACGCUCGGUUUGCCUCUUUACAAUCACCAUGCUUCUACCAUGAGCGUUUCGAUGACGCGGUGAAUAUUGAUAGAGUUUUGGAGGAGAUCCAGGCGGAUGGAUUUAUGUCGCAUUCCCGUCUUAUGCAGACCGCAACUGGAGUUAGGGAAGUAUCGAAACAACUUCAACGUCGGCCAAUCAAGAGGGCCGUACGAAAUGUCAUGAUUGUCACCAAAGCCAGGGACAAUCAAUUGGUCAACUUGACCAAAGAUCUUGCAGUAUGGCUCAUGAGCACUCCACGAUAUGGAUCUGAUCUUGGCGUCAAUGUAUAUGUGGAUGCAAAGCUCCGAAAUUCGAAACGUUUUGGUGCAGCUGCAUUAUUGGACGUCCAACCCAGAUUUCAACAUCUCUUGAAAUAUUGGUCACCGGAUCUUUGCUGGAGUCAACCGGAGAAAUUCGACUUGGUCCUCACUCUUGGGGGUGAUGGAACCGUGCUUUUUACAUCUUGGCUGUUUCAACGUAUUGUUCCUCCGAUUUUGUCCUUUUCCCUCGGAAGUUUGGGUUUCUUGACAAAUUUCGAGUAUGAUCGAUUCAAGGAGCACCUAGAUAAGGUUAUGGGAGAUGAGGGAAUGCGUGUUAAUCUUCGUAUGCGAUUCACCUGUACCGUCUACCGUGAUGGACGUGGAGAGGAUUUGGAAGAAGGAGAGCAAUUCGAAGUUCUCAACGAGCUCGUCAUUGACCGUGGACCUUCACCAUACGUCUCCAACCUUGAGCUCUAUGGAGAUAAUGAGCUUCUCACUGUCGUCCAAGCUGACGGCUGUAUCUUCUCCACACCUACAGGAUCCACCGCAUACUCAUUAUCAGCUGGUGGUUCGCUAGUACAUCCAGAUAUUCCCGCCAUCCUUCUUACACCUAUCUGCCCUCACACCCUAUCCUUCCGACCAAUGGUGCUUUCAGACACCAUGCUUCUUCGCGUCUCUAUCCCUCGCAGUUCCCGUGCCACAGCAUAUUGUUCCUUUGACGGUAAAGGACGUGUUGAGCUCAAGCAAGGUGAUUGCGUCACCAUCGCCGCCUCACAAUAUCCCUUCCCAACCGUCACUCGAACCGGCACCGAUUGGUUCAACAGUGUCUCUCAAACCCUCCGCUGGAAUACCCGCGCAGCCAUGCAAAAGGGCUGGGACGGCGCGGAAGAAAAUAAGGAAGAAGAAGUCGAGUGGGACAUCGAUACCGACUCGGCUUGUUAUGGAAGUGAAGAUAAUAGCAUCAGCGCUAGUCCCUUACGACGACAGAUGAGCAUGCUUGGCUUGUAG
This is a messenger RNA of Glarea lozoyensis ATCC 20868, 1890 nucleotides long. Its product is annotated as NAD kinase. Gene Ontology annotation, molecular function: NAD+ kinase activity. The transcript has a single exon. The record is from RefSeq and is a predicted model, not a curated record. The coding region runs from base 1 to 1890 and encodes 629 amino acids. Gene Ontology annotation, biological process: NADP+ biosynthetic process; NAD+ metabolic process. NCBI's taxonomy places the organism in Eukaryota, Fungi, Ascomycota, Leotiomycetes, Helotiales, Helotiaceae.